GUGGGGUGCUGUCCCAGCUACAAAAAGCCUCGCACCCCGACCCUUCUCCACCUGUCUGCAUCUUCUCCCGACUCGACGUCGUCGUUGCAGGGAAGAAGAAGCGGGUGAGAAAAACUUCUGUUUCCACCGUCUUGCCCAUUUCUGCAGACUUGUUCCGAGGCCGAGAAAAGAUGGGGCCACAUCUUCUGGGACGUUCUUCUCUUCUGUUAUUGCUGCUGGGAAUGUGGUGGUCAGUGCGUCCACUUUGUGCUGUGCCACGAGGUCUCACAAAGGCUCGCUGGUUUGAAAUUCAGCACAUACACCCAAGUCCUCUCCAAUGCAACACGGCAAUGCGUGGUGUCAAUAACUACACUCGGCAUUGUAAACCUACAAACACCUUUCUGAACAGCUCCUUCCAAGAUGUGACUGCUGUCUGUAAUUUGCCCAACAUCACCUGUAAGGAUAACCUAACGACGAACUGUCACCAGAGUUCAAACCGUGUCAACCUGACUCAGUGCAGUCUCACUGCGGGAAGCUAUCCUAACUGCAGCUACAGUAACAACUUCCAAUACAAGUUCUUCAUUGUCGCCUGUGACCCUCGUCAGAAGACCGACCCCCCUUAUCCUUUGGUUCCUGUACACUUAGAUAAGGUUGUUUAAAGAUCACUUUGCUUCUUGCUCAGCACAAAUUCUCUUAUGAUCUCCUCUGAUUUUCUUGUCUUUUAUUGAUUUUCCUGGUUCCCAUAGAAGGAAAAAGGAGAGUAUUGGAAAAAUUAGAGUGAUGAGGAUACCAGACCAGAGUUGGAACAAAAAAAAAAAAGUAAAAUUCUUUUCUGCUUUGGAGCUCUGUGUUUUGAAGGAAGGUAGUAGAUAAAAGGGUAAAGGAGGGUCCAGACCUCCAUAUUUUUAACCUUAGGAAUUUGGCCAACGCUUGCUGUAUUGUGUUCAGAGCAAUAAAACCAUUUUUCGUUGCAUUAUAA
Molecule: messenger RNA, 958 nt
Organism: Capra hircus (goat)
Lineage: Eukaryota; Metazoa; Chordata; Mammalia; Artiodactyla; Bovidae
Product: ribonuclease K6-like
Exons: 2
Coding region: 171-638 (155 amino acids)
Biological process (GO): antibacterial humoral response; innate immune response; defense response to Gram-positive bacterium
Molecular function (GO): nucleic acid binding; RNA nuclease activity
Source: RefSeq, a predicted model, not a curated record